UUAACACUAAAAAUAUACAAGAAUAAGAUAAUGUGGAAGGAGAAGUUAUACACUUGUUAUUUACUUACCAAGUAUUUAGAAGAUUAACAUCUCUUUAAUUGUAAGGUACUGUUGUGGAACGCCUGGAAUUUAUAAAAAAUUUUUAAGGUUGGUUUAAUUUGAUGGAAAAAUGCAACGAAUUAAAGAUAGAACAAAGAUUAAGAAGUCCCAAAUGCGCUAGAUGCAGGAACCAUGGUAUUAUUUCAAGUUUAAAAGGCCACAAGCGAUCAUGCAGGUGGAAAGACUGUAAUUGUCCUUGCUGUUUGUUAGUCGUGGAAAGGCAAAGAGUAAUGGCAGCUCAAGUAGCUCUUAGAAGACAACAACAAAGUCAGAAUUUAAAUUCUAAUGGUAGUUUCUUCACUGGAAGUUUCAAUUUUGCGGGCCAAAGUGUUGUGAGACGGCUGAAAAAUUUCAAGAGUUUCCAGGUUACUAGCACGAGGAUCAACUUGCAAAAUUUUGAUAACCAGAAUUUUCGAGAUUCAAUUUUCCGGUUGUCAAAUGAAGAAAAGUACUCACCAACGCCAACCUGGACGAGUAACAUACCUUCAUCUGGAAGUAACUGCAACGAGUCUUUGACCCAGUUGAUAGAAACAACUGAGAUGAACUACGAAGAGCAGAUCAAAAGCGAAGAAAAACCAGCGCCUCGCAUAUCUUUCAGCGUCGAGUCAAUAAUUGGCUCGCGGUAG
Cotesia glomerata is the source of this 725-nucleotide messenger RNA. Its product is annotated as doublesex- and mab-3-related transcription factor A2-like. Gene Ontology annotation, biological process: regulation of transcription by RNA polymerase II; sex differentiation. Gene Ontology annotation, molecular function: DNA-binding transcription factor activity, RNA polymerase II-specific; RNA polymerase II cis-regulatory region sequence-specific DNA binding. NCBI's taxonomy places the organism in Eukaryota, Metazoa, Arthropoda, Insecta, Hymenoptera, Braconidae. Bases 162 to 725 code for a protein of 187 amino acids. The transcript is spliced from 3 exons. The record is from RefSeq and is a predicted model, not a curated record. Gene Ontology annotation, cellular component: nucleus.